Stegastes partitus (bicolor damselfish) is the source of this 1170-nucleotide messenger RNA. RefSeq names its product arginine vasopressin receptor 2b, tandem duplicate, 1 (gene avpr2b.1). Lineage: Eukaryota; Metazoa; Chordata; Actinopteri; Pomacentridae. The transcript has 2 exons. The record is from RefSeq and is a predicted model, not a curated record. Gene Ontology annotation, biological process: G protein-coupled receptor signaling pathway; cellular response to hormone stimulus; regulation of systemic arterial blood pressure by vasopressin. Gene Ontology annotation, molecular function: vasopressin receptor activity; peptide binding. Gene Ontology annotation, cellular component: plasma membrane. The coding region runs from base 1 to 1074 and encodes 357 amino acids.
AUGGCUUGGUUCAGUGGGAAUGUGAGUAACAUCACACUGGAGAGCGCGCUGUCCGGUGAUGAGCCUCGAGACGAGCGCUUGGCUCAGGUGGAAAUAGCUCUUCUGUCCAUCAUCUUCAUCACGGCAGGGAUCCUAAACUUUGGGCUCUUGUUAGUGCUGUGGAAGCGCAGGAAGCAGCUUUCCAGGAUGCGCGUCUUCGUUUUCCACCUGUGCGUCGCCGACCUGGUGGUCACAUUCUUCCAAGUUUGCCCCCAACUCAUGUGGGACAUCACUGACAGGUUCAUCGGUCCGGACAUAUUGUGUCGCGUGAUCAAGUACCUGCAGGUGGUCGGGAUGUUUGCCUCCACCUACAUGAUCGUAGUGAUGACCGUGGACCGUUAUCAAGCCAUCUGCAACCCCAUGGUAACUUUCCAGAGGCGCAGGGCGCGCUGGAACGGUCCGGUGUGCGCAGCCUGGUGCGUCUCCCUCAUCGGCAGCCUCCCGCAGAUCUUCAUCUUCUCUCGGGUCGAGGUGGCUCCCGGUGUGUACGAUUGCUGGGCGGAGUUCAUCAAGCCGUGGGGACCGAGAGCCUACGUGACCUGGACGACUUUGGUCAUAUUCAUCCUGCCCAUUCUCACCGUGAUCGUGUGCCAGGUGCGCAUCUGCCGCACCGUGCACAUCAACUUCCACAUGAAGACGCACCACGCCGGAGAGGCGGCCAGCAAGCCGCUGUCCUCCAGGGCCAGCAGCGUGGCGGGAGUGUCCAAGGCGAGGGUGAAGACGGUGAAGAUGACCGUGGUGAUCGUGCUCGCCUACAUCAUCUGCUGGACGCCGUUCUUCACCGUGCAGCUCUGGUCCGUGUGGGACGUCGAGGCGCCCACUCAGACUGCGACCUUCACCAUCUUGAUGCUGCUGGCCAGUCUCAACAGCUGCGCCAACCCCUGCAUCUACCUGCUGUUCUGCGGGAAGCUGCCCAAGAAACUGGUGACCCUGAUGUGCACGGGUCAGCCCGAUCUGAAGGAGUCCAUACAGGAGGAGGCCACCAUGGUCAGCUCUCUGUACAUCAGCCUCAAGAACCUGUCAGACUGCAGAUAAAAGUCUCUGACAUUCUGUUUCUCAGUUCAGGCUUUUGAUCUGUUGAGCAUGGUGUAACAAAAAAUGACAAAGACUCACUGAAAUCCUCUAUUAAGU